AUGCGCAGAAUGUCUACUAUAACUGUUGCAACCCUUCCCCGAUUAUCCUCAAAAGCUCUUUCAGAUAUCAUUCUUUCUCACGCUUCUUCAAACCUCGAUGCACUUUCUACACCGCAGAAUCUAGCUAUUAUUGAUGUGCGCGAUGAUGAUCACAUUGGCGGUCACAUCAAACAUUCUACCCACGUCCCAUCCUCCACCCUUGACUACAAGAUCCCGGAACUAGUUCGAAAGCUCAAAGAUAAAGAUACGGUUGUGUUUCAUUGUGCCUUGAGCCAGCAGCGAGGUCCCAGUGCCGCCUUGAGAUAUAUACGCGAAAGGGAGAGGAUUAUGGGCGUGGGCGCCGGAGUCGUGGGAGCAGCUAUGAAGAAGAACAAAGAGCAAACGGAGAAGAAAGUUGAUGACGAGGAAUGGGAGGAUGUUGAAGAUGGUUCCGAUAAAAAAGAACAAAAGGUCUAUGUGCUAGACAGGGGCUUCGUUGGGUGGCAAGAGGUAUAUGGUGAAGAUUCACGUUUGACCGAAGGGUAUAGGAAGGAGAUUUGGCAGGAUGGCUAUUGA
This is a messenger RNA of Sclerotinia sclerotiorum 1980 UF-70, 555 nucleotides long. RefSeq lists its product as hypothetical. Lineage: Eukaryota; Fungi; Ascomycota; Leotiomycetes; Helotiales; Sclerotiniaceae. The transcript has 2 exons. Gene Ontology annotation, cellular component: cytoplasm; nucleus. Gene Ontology annotation, molecular function: protein tyrosine phosphatase activity. The record is from RefSeq and is a predicted model, not a curated record. The coding region runs from base 1 to 555 and encodes 184 amino acids.